GUGUUGAAAAGUGCUAAAGAAAAGCAUUAGUACACUUGAAAAUACAAAAAUAUUAACACUUAAGAAAGUGUGCUAAAAGCGGCACAUAAAUAGAUAUUUUAGUGAUUGUGUUUCCUAGGCAAAAAACGAAAUCAAACAACGAAAAAACGCGCGUGUGAAACAAAAACACAAAUUUGAGGAAAAAACGGUGAAUAACCGUUAAGUGCUAAUGACUUGCCGUGAGGCAUUAAUCGGCAUCCUGCUUGAUUUCAUGUUGUUCUAAUAACGCAUUGUGUUGGAGAGGCAAGAAAUUAUUGCAAGCUCGCGCUAACAUAAACCUUCAAUUACCAAUCCAAUCCACCAGCAUACUUGUGAUAUUUAAGUGGUUGCAACUAGUUUUCAAUGCAACAUACUAUUUGAGUUCAUGAAAGGGAGACGGUACACGAAACUAACGCAGUUGCCAAGCAAUUGAAAACGCUACAGACUCAGAGGCAAGUGAGAGAUGUGCUCAGGAAGAGACGUUGAGUAGUGUUAUAUCCUUUUAGAAAACACAACCACAAAAAGCAUCGAAACAAAACUGAAGAAAUAGAUUCAUACCUAAGUGUAUACAAAAAUUUUGGCAGCGCGUUUUAGUGAAAAUACGGAACAUACGCUUGAAAUCAACUCGAAACGCACAUACUUAUACAGAAUAAAACUGAAUAAAAUACACUAAUGGAGCGCUCAAAACGGGACUUUUUAGUAAAAAGAAAGCUGUGGCUGUACCAGAACUACCAACUCGCAAUUGCGGGAUUCAGUGAAGAGUGCUUGAUACUAGAAAUGAACAAAAUUUCGAAGUGCCAUAGUCAGUUAUGAAGUAACAAAACUUUUGCAGAUAUAAAUAAAAAAUUUAUUAUUCAGCGAAUUGAUUCAAAAUGUUAUAUUUGUUCACGAGUGAUUAUUAAAAUAAUCUGGAGGGUUGUGAAUACCUUUGAGUGCUUUUUAAUCAUUCAUACUUUGCGGAAAAAUCUUACUAUAAAGUAAUAAAAGGAUGCAGCAAGAGAUUACUGAUAGAAUUAAUGCAAUUUAAUACUUUACCGUUGAAUAAUAAUUAAAAACAAAGAAUAAAGAGUAUGUUAUUAAAAUGCUUGGUUAAAAGUAGUAAACAACUAAAUAAAAAAUUAAAAUAAAAUUAAACCCUUUACAAAUGUAAAUUGCUAAAAGUAGUCUCAAACGCUCCAAAAAAGCAGCUGUAUAAGCUAUUAAAUAAAGUUGCAAUUUUUUUGUUGUUAAAUAUAUAAAAGCAAAUGAAAAACUAUACAAAAUAAGCAGCAACAAUUUGAAGCACGUUUUUGAUUGAAUACUGUACCCUAAGUUAAGGCCGGUGUAUUGUGAUAUUUUCAAGCUUUACUUGUAUGCAAAAAAUUGAAGUUUUGUAAAAAUUGCAAAAACUAAAGGAGCUUUAAAUCAUAUUUACAAAGAACGGAAAAAAUAUUAAUAAUUAAAAAAGACAACUGAAAGCGAAACGAAGAAAAAAGGUUAAAGCCUGGCGUUUCACCGAAUAUAUUGCUAAGACCGAAGAUGGUGCCGAUGCACUGGAAGAAAUUAAAAGUUUGAUUUGAAUUUAAAAUUAUUUCAGCAGCUUGUUUAUAAUAUUUAAACACUAAAAAACUAACUUAGUUGUAGCAUAGUUUGUAAAUACUUUGGUGCAAGUGCUUUUUGGUCCAACGACUAAUAGUACAUCGAUUUGAAAUUUAUAUAAUUUUUUCUUGCAUAAUUUCCUUCAGCAGUUACUUUUGUUGUAGUAACUUUGACUGACUUAAAAUAAUCAUAACUUAAAAUUAGCAACACUAACUGCUUAGUACGAGCGCGGCACGUUCUAUUCGACAUAACUACAUCGUUUUAAAUUCGAAUACAUUCGAGUACCCAGUGCGCUUGCGGCCCCGCUUCUUAUCGCAGACCGAUGACUGAACUCAAUGCGACGCACGAAUUCGACCCGCACAUUUUUCAUGCACUAAAGUCAUCUCGACGCAUACAGGAUCUGCUACGCCAAGAGCCCGCUUUGCUACCGCCCGCUGAUGUUGUUGUGGAUAGUUCGACGCAUGAUUACGAUGCGGCGCCGAUCAAUUUACAAGAUUUCAUACAGAGUGUGUCGGACAGCAACGUCUUCGUUGAGUAUAUUGCACCCACAGAUUCCACAAUAUACUCACUCGGCAAGAGCGCUGCGGACGACGGCACACUCUUUCCCCAGUUGACAGAGAAUUUCACCUUCCACAAUUUCUACAGCAACCAGUCGAAUGGCACACAUUGUAAAGAUGUCUAUCAUCCGGAUGACGAUACCCGUCUAGAGUUUUGGGUUUGUGGCGUUGUAUUGAAUAUUGUCGGCAUAUUCGGUAUUAUUGGCAAUAUCAUCUCCAUGAUUAUACUGUCACGUCCACAAAUGCGUUCCAGCAUAAAUUAUUUGCUCAUUGGCUUGGCACGUUGUGAUACGACUUUGAUCAUCACAUCCAUGUUGCUCUUUGGCAUUCCCUGUGUCUAUCCAUAUUCGGGCUAUUUCUUCUAUUAUUACAACUAUAUUUAUCCAUUUAUAUCACCAUCGAUCUUCCCCAUUGGCCUGACGGCGCAAACGGCUAGCAUAUACAUGACGUUCACAGUGACUUUGGAGCGUUAUGUGGCCGUUUGUCAUCCGCUCAAGUCACGUGCGCUUUGUACUUAUGGGCGCGCCAAAAUCUACUUCAUUAUUUGUUGUACACUAUCGUUGCUGUACAACCUGCCACGCUUCUGGGAAGUUAUGACGGUGAGUUACCAGCCUGAGGGUAGUGAGAUAGUGUAUCAUUGCUUACGACCGUCGCCUUUACGACAAAAUCAAACAUACAUCAAUAUCUACAUACAUUGGUGUUAUCUGAUUAUCAAUUAUAUAAUACCAUUCCUCACGUUAGCCAUACUCAAUUGCCUGAUCUAUCGGAAAGUGAAGCGGGCGAAUCGCGAACGCCAACGAUUAUCGCGCUCCGAGAAGCGUGAAAUUGGCUUAGCGACUAUGCUGAUCUUCAUCGUAAUCGUGUUUUUCCUCUUAAACUUUCUUGCGCUUGUCGUAAAUAUCGAUGAGGCUUUCUAUAAUAAAAUCGAUCACUCCCUAACGAAAAUCUCCAACUUGCUGGUGACGAUCAAUAGUAGCGCGAAUUUCUUAAUUUACGUCAUUUUCGGUGAGAAGUUCAAACGUAUUUUCUUAUUGAUUUUUUUCAAGCGCCGCCUCAGCCGCGACCAACCCGAUCUUAUUCACUACGAGAGUUCUAUAUCGAACAACGGUGACGGUACAAUAAAUCAUCGUUCAUCGGGCCGUUUUUCACGACACGGUACGCAGCGAAGUACAACAGGCACGUACCUGGUUACCGGCGGCGGCUCGAACAACAGUACUUUGAAGAAUGUGCGUUUGGUGCAGACCGGUUCGCCCGGUGUGGUGAAGAUCAAACGCAAUCGGGCGCCGUCGCCUGGACCGGUCGUGUACUACCCGGCACGCGACAGUCAACGUACAACUGUUGUGACGCCGGUGGCGUUAGCGUCGAACAACAACACGGCACUAAGCUGUGAUUGGAUUGACGCCAAGAAUGGACAAAUGACUUCGGGCAUCUGAAUCAAUGCAGAUAUUUCAGAUACGGUUGGAGGCGGCGAGUGUGUAUUUGUAGUGAAAGGGUAUAGCUGUAAACGAGUUUUAGUUGUUCACGUAUGGUUUGUUUAAUUGUCAUCCCCUUGACAUAUACCAACUGAUAUAUAAUAUUAAUCAAGCGGUGUUAUUACGACAAUAAUACUAUAUAAUUACUUUUGCAAGAUUCUUUUAAAACCACCGAUUCCUUUCUUUUAAAUGGUAGUACAAGUCAGUUAGCUUCUGUAGUCUCAGCCUCUGCGUAUUUGCGACUUCGAUCUGGAAUUUUGCACACAUAUUUUGCUUCUCAAGAAACUGCUCAUGCGUGUCGUGACGAGUAGUCAUCGUUUAAUAUGCCUGCGCUUGACGCGAAUUUUUACAGACUCUGUGGCCUCACAUACGAUAGUUCCUCCAGUGAGUCAUACCGUUGGGAUCUCAGAUGUUUACAACAUAAUCUUGCCAAGUGAACCAGAGAUGCUCCGUUUUCUCUAUGAUGCGUUGCUCUAGACAUAUCCUGCAGUCUGCUCGACCAAUGAGUCCCAUUUUGUGGGCAUGUGGCGCCACCAGUCAGUGACUAGUUAGUAUUCCGUUCAAAUUCCUACAGUCUCUUUAGUUGAGUGCAAAUAAAAAUUUUGUGUACUUCCGAUCUAUCGUUUUGCACAUAACUUUUGCAGUUUUGAACCCAGUUAUCUCGUUCCAUCGGAUUAUGAUUUUAUUUUCAUUGCGUCUGUCGAUGUAUGUAUGUAUAUAGAUGUGAAAUGCUUACAUUUUCAGCAACAACCAACUGUUAAUUACCUGACGAAUUUAUCCAAGCUAACCGUGUAUCAAUAGCGCUCGCCAAGCGCGCACAUUUGCAUAUGUGUUGUACACACGUCGCCACACAAACCUUACCACUAUAACGUUUUAAAAAAUUUUUUUGGUCUUUUCCGUUCUUUCGGGAUUUUUUCUAUAUUUGGUUUUUUGAAAUAUAGUGUGAAUGAAAUUAAAUUAGAAAAAUAUAAUUUUUCAACGCAUUCAGGCUCUUACAUUACGAGCUCAUUUUUACAAAACUCACUAACGUUCUAAUGUCCCAUAGUUGAAUGUGUUUUGACUUUAAUUUUUAAUAUUUUUGAUAAAUAACAUGUUAUUAACUUAUUUCCAAAAAAAAAAAAAAA
Molecule: messenger RNA, 4749 nt
Organism: Bactrocera latifrons
Lineage: Eukaryota; Metazoa; Arthropoda; Insecta; Diptera; Tephritidae
Product: FMRFamide receptor
Exons: 2
Coding region: 1919-3586 (555 amino acids)
Biological process (GO): G protein-coupled receptor signaling pathway
Cellular component (GO): membrane
Molecular function (GO): G protein-coupled receptor activity
Source: RefSeq, a predicted model, not a curated record